AUGCGUCCAAAAGGUCUCACAGAAUCAGAAAUAACACAAAUAAUCAAUUUCGACUGGAAUAAUUCUGAUGAUGAAGAAGGUGAAGAAGAAGAAGAGUUAUAUGAUUCCAAUUUGGAGAGAGUCAUUGAAGACACAAUUGAUCAGGUAAGGACAAGAGGAGAAAACGUUGAACUAAAUUUGAUUACCAGAAUUGUUGAAAAAGAUGUACAUGGAGAAGCUGAUGAAAUAGUUGAAAAUGAAGGGGAUACAGAAAACAUAGUCACGGAAAGUUUUGAAAAAAUCAAUCUGGAGAGUUUGAGAUGGAGGAACGCGAGCCUAUCCGUUUGCGAAACUGCUUGGAAAGAAGAAACAAUCUAUCGAGAAGUCAGAGAUCCAAUAAAAUACUUCAGUGAGUUUUUCGAUGAUGAAAUUAUAAACAAGAUUUGCAACGAAACAAAUCUAUAUUCGAUGCAAACGAAAGGCGUAGUGCUAAAUUGUUUUCCAUUUGAGAUCAGACGAUUCUUUGGCGUACUUCUUUAUUUAGGCGUAAUACAAGUUCCAAAUUUACGAAUGGCUUGGAUGCCAAACUUCAGAUUAUCAGCUGUUGCAGAUUCUUUAUCAAGAGUUCGCUUUGAGAAAAUCAAAGAAGCUUUUCACAUAAAUGAUAAUACUCAACAGCCGGAACGUGGAUCAGCUAAUUACGACAAACUUUAUAAAAUACGUCCAUUACUUGAUAAAAUGAAAGAGAAAUGCAACAAAAUAAACCAGGAGGAACACCAGAGCAUUGAUGAACAAAUGAUUAAAUAUAAAGGACGUCACAAUCUAAAACAAUACCUACCAAUGAAGCCCAAUAAGUGGGGUUUCAAAAUGUUCACAAGAGCUGGAGUUUCAGGUAUCGUAUACGAUUUUGCUCUCUAUGCAGGAGAAGGAACGUGCCCAUCUUUUGGGUUGGGGAUCUCAUCAGAUAUUGUGUUGCACUUAGCUUCUAAUGUUCGACAACACAAGAAUUAUAAAUUAUAUUUCGAUAAUUGGUUCACUUCUAUAAGCCUGAUGAUUGCGCUAAAAGAAAAAGGCAUUUUGGCAGUAGGAACAAUUCGAAGCAAUCGAAUGAAAAACUGUUGUCUUAUGAAUGAAAAGGAGCUCAUGAAAAAAGGUCGUGGAUCAUAUGAUUUCAAAUUUGAGGUAGCACAUAAUUUAGUUGUCUGCCGCUGGUACGACAACAAGAGCGUUCAGCUAGUCUCAAAUUAUAUAGCUGAAAAACCAGUUUCAGAAUGCAAACGCUGGUGUCGUAAAGAAAAGAAGUAUUUGAAUAUACCUAGACCUGCUAUUGUCGAGUGUUAUAACAAGCAUAUGGGAGGCGUAGACUUGGCUGACAUGUUGUUAGACUUGUAUAAAAUCAACCACCGUUCUAAGAAAUGGUAUAUGCGUAUUGUAUACUGGUGCCUCAGCACAGCAGUAGUCAAUAGCUGGUUGUUGUAUAGAAGAGAUCUAAAAAAUCACGAAGGAAGAACGAAACAUAUGUCGUUGUUGAAUUUUCAAUUGAUGAUAGCAAACGAGCUUCUACACGAUUCUGAUAUUACGCCAGUACACCAACGCAAAAGAGGCCGUCCAUUGGGAAUCCUUUCAAGCAUGCACUCAAAUGCACCGUCACCAGUGUCUCCAGCACCAUCUAACAUUUCAGACGUUUCAUUACAAAGUUCAUCGUCAUCAGCAAAACGAUCAUACAUAGCAGAACCCCCAAAAUCCAUGCGUCUCGAUCAAACUAGUCAUUGGGUUGAAUGGGGAGCAAAAGGAAGGUGUAGAUUAUGCCAUACCGUACCACCAUGGCGCAAUGUUGCUUAUAAGCAACAUCUCAUAACGGUAAAACCAGAAGUGAUAGAAGUUUGA
This is a messenger RNA of Dufourea novaeangliae, 1866 nucleotides long. Its product is annotated as piggyBac transposable element-derived protein 3-like. The coding region runs from base 1 to 1866 and encodes 621 amino acids. The record is from RefSeq and is a predicted model, not a curated record. Lineage: Eukaryota; Metazoa; Arthropoda; Insecta; Hymenoptera; Halictidae. The transcript has 3 exons.